Molecule: messenger RNA, 378 nt
Organism: Neopelma chrysocephalum (saffron-crested tyrant-manakin)
Lineage: Eukaryota; Metazoa; Chordata; Aves; Passeriformes; Pipridae
Product: chromodomain-helicase-DNA-binding protein 3-like
Exons: 3
Source: RefSeq, a predicted model, not a curated record
UUGGGGCUCCCCGUGCCCCCCCAAAGCCCGUGUGCCCCCCAGGCCCCGGGCACAAGAAACGCAGCAAGAGCCCGCGGGUGCCCGAGCUGAAGAGGAAGAUGAAGGGCAGGAAGAUGGCACCGCUCAAGAUCAAACUGGGAGUACUGGGAGGGAAGCGCAAGAAGAGCAGCUCGAGCGAGGACGCCGGGGAGGCCGAGGAGGAGUCGGACGCCGAGAGCCCGGGGGGGGUCCUGGGGGCCACCCCCCGCCCCGACCCCACCACCCGCCUCAAGAAGCUCAAACGGGGCCGCCCCGGGCGCAAGAAGAAGAAGGCCCCCGGCGCCGCCGGCCUGGGCCGGGAGCGCGGCCCCCCGGGGACAGGCGCGGCCCCCGCGCACG